This is a messenger RNA of Helicoverpa zea (corn earworm), 1399 nucleotides long. RefSeq names its product endoribonuclease CG2145-like. NCBI's taxonomy places the organism in Eukaryota, Metazoa, Arthropoda, Insecta, Lepidoptera, Noctuidae. Gene Ontology annotation, molecular function: RNA endonuclease activity. The record is from RefSeq and is a predicted model, not a curated record. The transcript has 6 exons. The coding region runs from base 61 to 1110 and encodes 349 amino acids.
CUCGGAGAUCACUAGUGCGUCGUGAUCGCGCUACGAACAACGUAUUAUAUCCUAUCCAAAAUGAAAAUUGCACUAGUAUUAUUAGUUUGUGUGGCGAUAUGUCGCGCCGACGACUUGGCACAUGCCGCGGGCCAAAUCUUCAACAACAUUUUGCCCAACUUGAUCAGCAACUCUGUGACCGGCCAGCAAGGGAACACAGCGACGAACACCCUUCAGCAAAUAGGCACAGUGGUGGGUGGCGUCGUGGACUAUGCCAAGAAGAAGAGCUACGAGGACCUGCUGCGUCAGGUGCAGGACUCCACCACAGAUGAAGACAUUCUGCGUGUGAGUGAGGAAAUGUUUAACGCGGAUAUCAACAAUGCUUUGCCGUACAUCCAAGUUAAUCUGCAAGGCAAGACCAGCCCUCUAUCGAAGGACGACCAAGCGCCACAAAACCUCCUGAGCGUGCCUGAGAACGUGUGGAGUGGACCAACAAUCAGACCUUUUGUUGCACUCUUCGACAAUUACCACAAAAACGUGAUAAGACCAGAGUUCGUCACGCCCAAUGAGGAAACGGAACAAGUCACUUUUAUCAACACGAUCCUUGCGACCGGGCCAAUUAGGAGUCUGAUGAACUUUUUGGUUAGCAAAGGACUUACCCAAAUGAACGAGUACAACGAGCAAGUGGAGCUGCUGAAGAAGAUCUGGUUCACGAAGUACGCGCGGCACUGGACGGGGCUGUGCAAGUGCAGCUGCGCCUUCGAGAACAUCUUCAUGGCUGAGCUCAAGUCCAACGACGUGCUCGGCCUCCACAGCUGGUUGUUCUUCGCUAAGCGCGAACAAGAUCGCAAAGCCAAUUACUUGGGCUACUUGGAUAAACUAGAUCUGUCCGGGAAAGGAAUGAUCUUGAAGCAGCACUCAAUCCUGAGUGAGACUAAGGACGCGCCCGAGGUAACCAUGUUCGUGGGCACGUCUCCCGAGCUGGAGGUAGCUCUGUACACCAUGUGCUUCAUGGCACGGCCCGACAGGCCCUGCCGGCUGCGAUACAACAACAUCAACUUCUCCAUACAGACCAAAACCUUAAAGUCAGAAAAUGUACUCCUCAUCGACACUGCAUACCCCUUCUACUAAGAUACUAAGCUUCUUUGUAAUUAUUAUUAUUUAUGAACAAUAUUUUAAGACACUCACACUGCUUCUCUAGGCAAAUUUAAGCUCUCUCAAUAGUCUUGAUAACGAUAAUUACACGAGUUAUGUAUUUAUAAACUUUAGAACAAAGAUAACGCUAGAACAAGCGAGUUAUCAGGCCCCGAUCCGCGGGUCUUGCCCCUUGAUAAACAUGUUGUUAAAUGUGAAAUCUCGCAACAUCCCAUUUUAAGACGAGAUAAUGUAUGAUAAAAUAAUAAAACCAAUUCAGUGUAAA